AUGCAAACAGAAGCAACCUUGCAAGCAAUACGAUAUCAACGUGGUGUAUUAUCAAUUCUAGAUCAAUUAAAAUUACCCGAUGAAACAGUCUAUAUUUCUAUUAAUACAGCUGAUGAUGCAUGGAAAGCUAUACAUACAAUGUCAAUUCGAGGUGCUCCAAUUAUUGCGGUAUGUGGUGUAUUAAGUGUUGCUGUUGAAUUGCAUAAUUCAAAAUCAAAAUUUGAUUCAAUAUCAUCUGUUACACAGUUUGUUACCGAUCAACUUAAUUAUUUAGUUACUGCUCGACCAACAGCAGUUAAUAUGACUGAUGCUGCUAAAACAAUAAUUAACUUUUUAACACCAUUACAUAUUAAACAAAAAAAUUUAACAAUAUACAUAGAUGAAUUACUUGAUUUUAUGGAACAAUUUCUUCAACGUGAUCUCAUUGGCAAUCGAUUAAUUGGCCAAUAUGGUGCUGCAACUAUUUGUCGAAAUAAUUCAAAUAAAAAGAAAUUAAACAUUUUAACACAUUGCAAUACAGGCUCAUUAGCAACGGUUGGUUUCGGUACUGCUCUAGGAGUUGUUCGACAACUGGCUGCAAAUAAUGCUCUUCAAAUAGUUUAUUUUACUGAAACUCGACCCUACAAUCAAGGUUCAAGAUUAACUGCUUAUGAAUUAGUACAUGAUCGUAUCCCACACACAAUGAUUUGUGAUUCAAUGGCUGGUCUUUUAAUGCGUACACAACCAAUACAUGCUGUUGUUGUUGGUGCUGAUCGUAUAACAGCUAAUGGUGAUACUGCAAAUAAGAUUGGUACCUAUCAAUUAGCUGUACUAGCUAAACAUCAUCAGAUUCCAUUUUAUGUUGCUGCACCCACAACAUCAAUUGAUCUGACGAAACGUUCAGGUGACGAAAUUAUCAUUGAACAUCGUCCUUCGAGUGAAAUGACAACUAUUAAAGGAAUAAAUCUUGCACCAGAAGGUGUUCAAGUUUGGAAUCCAGCAUUUGAUAUAACACCUGCUUCAUUAAUUACUGGUAUAAUAACAGAACAUGGUGUAUUUCAGCCUGAUGAGCUUGAAGAAAAAUUAUUAGGUUUACAGCAAUCGUUAACUAGUCCAUUGUAG
This is a messenger RNA of Rotaria socialis, 1101 nucleotides long. Lineage: Eukaryota; Metazoa; Rotifera; Eurotatoria; Philodinida; Philodinidae. The record is from the annotation of a GenBank genome assembly.